Messenger RNA from Aspergillus chevalieri, 3171 nucleotides. RefSeq names its product serine/threonine protein kinase. NCBI's taxonomy places the organism in Eukaryota, Fungi, Ascomycota, Eurotiomycetes, Eurotiales, Aspergillaceae. Gene Ontology annotation, molecular function: calcium channel activity; calcium ion binding. Gene Ontology annotation, biological process: intracellular calcium ion homeostasis; calcium ion transmembrane transport. The record is from RefSeq and is a predicted model, not a curated record. The transcript is spliced from 2 exons. Bases 1 to 3171 code for a protein of 1056 amino acids. Gene Ontology annotation, cellular component: membrane.
AUGACCCGUCCCGGCAUCGCGCAGAAGCGUCUGACGUCGCAUCGCUUCCAUCAGAUCCCAGAAACGCCAGCAGAGAAUGAAUCGAUGAUCGUGAACGACGUUACUAUUGAUAUCCCGUUGAACGAGGAGGAUGGACAUGAAUAUGAUCACAGUCAAUAUGGACAUGGACAGGAACACCAACAACAAACCCAGAACAGGGAACACCGGAACCAGCAACACGACCAAGACCGGACAGACGCACACAGCAAAAGCGACUCCCUCUCCUUCUUCAGACAUCACGGCUCAGUAAGCAACGACGAAGAAGGCAGUGAGAAAACACACCUCGUUCCCGACUGCGAUGCAUCUUCAACAGGCCGACGCCGGAAAUCAAAGAACCGCAGAGCAAACAACCCCCACACCAACCACAUGUUCAAUUUCAACUCCAGCGAAGACCACACAGAGCCGCCCUCAAGCGCAAACCUAACUCGCCUCCACUGCCUCUACAAAUCCCUCAUCAACUCCUCCAUCAUCAUCCGGUACCUAGUCUACAUAAUGCCCUUCGCGAUCCUAAUCGCAAUACCCAUUAUCGUGGGUGCAACGGCAACUCCGUAUGCAACAGUCGGGGGCGUCAAAUUAUACUGGUUCUUUGCGUGGAUUGAGGUUGUUUGGCUCAGUUUGUGGGUGUGUAAGAUUCUGGCGAGGGGGCUGCCAUAUGUUUUCCAGAGUUUGUGGGGGGUUCUCAGUCCCGGGAAUAGGAGGUAUGCGCUUGUGCUGAGGACGUUGGAAAUUCCGAUUUCGUUGGUGGGUUGGACGGGCGUCUCACUUAUCACUUUCUUUCCGAUAAUGACCUACAACCCCGUUCAAAAAGCGCACGGCGACACGAACCCCAAGUCCUGGGAGAAAUCAGUCAAGGACAUCCUCUUCGCGCUGUUCGUGUGCAGUCUCAUCUUCCUCACCGAGAAAACGAUGAUCCUGCUGAUUUCGAUAAACUACCACCGGAACCAAUUCGAUGCCAGGAUAAAAAAGUCCAAACGACAUGUCCAGCUACUUAGUACACUUUAUGAAGCCUCGCGGACAAUGUUUCCGAUGUACUGCAAGGAGUUCUACGAUGAGGAUGCGUUUAUUUGUGACUCGAUGCUUGCGGCUGCUGGGGGGACUGCGUCGUCGAAUAGUUCCUUCUUGAGAGGGAGGGCGGGUAUUAUCCAGAACGUGGGACAGAAUGUUAAUCGGUUUGCGGAUCAGAUUACAGAGGCGUUUGGAAAUGUCGCGCAGGAGAUCACAGGGAAGCAUGUCUUUAAUCCUACUGCGCCGCAUUCGAUCGUCACGCAGGCGUUGGAGCGGAGGAAGUCUUCUGAAGCUCUGGCGAGGCGGCUUUGGAUGUCGUUUGUGAUUGAAGGGCGCGAGGCGCUGUUUCUGGAGGACAUUGCUGAGGUCCUCGGGGCUGGACGAGAGGGCGAAGCCGAGGAGGCGUUUCAGUUACUUGAUCGUGACGGUAAUGGGGAUAUCAGCCUUGAUGAAAUUAUUUUGGGUGUUAAGGAGAUAGGACGCAUGCGCAGAGCGCUGCAUCAUAGUCUGCAUGAUGUGGACCAGGCGAUCCAGGUUCUCGAUAACCUACUGCUCACUGUCGCUGGAAUCGUCGGCGUUCUCGUUUUCGUGUCCUUCGUGACAACAGGCUUCGGAACGGUCAUUGCAGCAGGCGCUACCUCGCUGCUAUCACUCAGUUUCAUCUUCUCAACGACCGCCCAGGAAGUCCUCGGAUCAUGUAUCUUCCUCUUCGUCAAGCACCCCUUCGACGUGGGUGACCGCGUCGACAUCAACGGCCGCUCAUACAUGGUUGAGCGCAUUUCCCUGUUGUUUACCGUCUUCCAUUGCAUCUCCGACCACCGCAUAACGCAAACCUCUAAUGCAACUCUAAACACCCUCUGGAUCGACAACAUCACCCGCGCGGACGCCAUGCACGAGAACCUCACCAUCAGCGUGAACUUCAACACCACUUUCGCUGAUAUCCAGUCCUUGCGAGGUGAAAUGGAGGCGUUUGUCAGAAAUAAGGAGAAUUGCCGAGACUUCCAGCCCCAUGUUGAUCUUGACGUGCUGGGUGUUGGUGAUGACACGGAUAGACUGCAGUUGUGUGUUGAUAUCCGGCAUAAAUCGAACUGGGCUAAUGAGAGUGUGAGAGCUUCCCGCCGGUCGAAGUUCAUGUGUGCUUUGGUUUUGGCUAUGAAAAAGCUCCGUAUUCGUGGGCCGGGGGAUGAUUCCAUACCCAGUCCGGAGGACGAGCAACCACCAGCACCAUCUAUCAACACUGAAAACAGCACCGACAAGCGCGGCUCAGAUACAAGUGGCCAGAUUCGCGCAGCGCAAGAACAAGGCCAGUCCACAGCACAUCUCAUGGUCCCCCACAAAGUCAGCCCCGCACCAACAGAAGCCAGGACAACUGGAUAUGAUAAGUCACCCGCAUCCACGAAUUCAUCAGCAUCCUCGUUCCUCUUCCACCGCCGCAGCAUACCUUCCCGCCAGAACACCGACACAGGCCGUCGACCAGUGACAACGACUGCAGCGAGUGUUUCUGAGUUCCCGGAUGAUACGUAUCAAACACCUGCUACAUCGCCGGAGCGUAUGCGCCAUGCGAACACGGACGUGAGUAUGCGGUAUAACACCAGUACGUCCGCGCAGCAGAUUAUCUCACGUGGAUCGUCGACGGGGCACCGGAGUAGGAGCACCAAUCCCAGUGAAGUCAAUGAUAACGACCAUGAAUCGAAUUCGCCGUAUCAAGCCAGGUAUCGCCCGUUUAGCUACCAGGCGUAUCCCGGUGGAGCGAGUGUUGGUGUUGAGGCCAACGGGGAACCGAUGCCGCCGGAGCAUUCGGAGCCGGUGAUGCAGGGAUCUAGUUAUUACUAUCCCUACUCGCAUACGGAGACGCGGUACCAGCCGUAUCGGGAGAAUGGUCAAGGUGACAGUGGUGCGCCAGUGUAUGACGAAGUUUUCGGGCCAGCACAGGGAGAACGAGAGGGGCAAGAAGAGCAGCUGCAGGAACUGCUCAAGUUACCCUCUGGACUAGAGUAUUCGGAUAAUGAGUCUGGUCAUGGGCGUGAUCCGGUUUCACCGUUGCCUCCUUCGCCGGCUGGGCAUUCGAAUGGGUCGCGGGCUGGGUCUGAGGAGCAGGGGAUUGGGAAGCCUCGGGGGCCGCGGUGA